Messenger RNA from Dreissena polymorpha, 2658 nucleotides. RefSeq names its product prominin-1-A-like. Lineage: Eukaryota; Metazoa; Mollusca; Bivalvia; Myida; Dreissenidae. The record is from RefSeq and is a predicted model, not a curated record. The transcript has 24 exons. Bases 134 to 2635 code for a protein of 833 amino acids. Gene Ontology annotation, cellular component: membrane.
AGUCAGGUCACAAGGUCACGCAGGUGUGUUCGAAAAGGAAGUCACAACAACAGUGUUUCGGGAAGUCGCUUUAGUGAUAAAUAGUGUGUCUUCUGUUUUAUUUUGAUGAAUGACUGUUCAAUAAACUUCGAACAUGAAUUUUAAACAUUACUUUACCUUGUUGUGUGUGCUGGUCGCGAUUCAAAUAUGUGUGUCUCAAAAUGUACCAAAUGUAACGGAUCCCGCAGGACAGAGUGGAACCGGGUCGGGUUCACAAACCUUUCAAGAAAAAUCCUCCCUACAAAAGGGCAUGGAUCCCUUCUUUAAGUUGUGCCAUAAUUUUCUACAGUCGGUGAUGCCAAGUAACUUUUACGACGGGAACACACCUUUCAAUGUUAACACGCUGAUUAAAGUGGUCAACAAUAAUAAUUAUGCAUCUAUACAGACAGAUUGGAGAGAUGUGGUCAAGACAUACGGGGGUGUUGCUGCCUGUAUAAUCAUGGGCAUCAUAUUCAUAGUGUUCAUGCCCAUAGUGGGUCUCAUCUAUUGCUGCUGCCACUGCUGCUGUCACAAGUGUGGUGGUACCAAGGAGGAGAAAGACCCGCCCCAUGCUAGCUGCAAGCGUUGGACACUGGUCAUCCUUGUGGCUGUGUUUAGCACUCUGAUACUCGUGGGUGGGGUGAUUACCUUUCUGGGGGGAGAGCUGCUCCAUCGGUCACUGACUGACGAAAACUCUGGCAUGCUGGGUAGACUGGACAACAGUCUUCAGGGAGUGAAGACAUUCGUGAAUGACACUACUGAAGAAGUAGUUGAACAAGCACAGAAGAAGGUUAUUGACGAAGGUCUGAAUAAAGUUUUACCUGAAAUUCAAGGUGCUGCUAACAAGACAGUGGAACAAAUUAAACUCAGCAUUAAUGCUACUAGUCUGUUGAAAAAGGCAAAACUAGUGGGAAGUGCUGCCAAUAGAUCCAAAGAGAACCUUGAAGUUAUACAAGCAGCACUCACUAAUCUCACACAGCUCCAGCAGACCAUUAAUAUGAAAUUGAAUGAUACAAGAACAAAUUUGUCAACUGCAUGCAAUUCGGCUCCAUGUGGCAUUACAAUUCCAACAUUGAAACCUGAUUUCAGUGGGCUGAAAGGCUUUCAAACAGAGCUUAACAAAACUUCAGAAGCCCAGAACAUCACAGAAUUUGUUGAUCAGUCAGCAAAGCAGUUUGACAACGUCAGCUCUGAAGUACUUGACAAUAUACGAACAUAUAUAAAUGAUGCAUCUACCCAGUUGGAAACGAUUAAUAAAACAUUUUCUAAAGAGGUGAAGACAAUAAGUAAUCGAGUUGAUCUUAGUACUCCCCUCUCUGAUGCACAAACCACUAUAAACGACAUGAAAAAAACAACAAAACUUGUCGGUGAUAUCAUCUGGUAUGUGUGUAUUGGCAUGGGCUGUGCUGUCCUUCUUGUGGUUGCCUUUGUCUACCUGGGUCUGCUGUUUGGUCUGUGUGGGGAGAGACCUGGAGACAGGGCAAACUGCUGUAACAGGGGCUCCGCCGCCAACCUGCUCUGCACGAGCAUAUGCUGCAUGUUCUUGUUUGCGUGGAUCCUCAUGAUUGUGGUGCUGGUGACGUUUGCAGCGGGAGGUCUGUCUUACCUGAUGGCCUGUAGAUACAUCAAGGACGGCAUAGAAAAUGUUGGGACUUUUGAGAAAGUUCUCUCAGAUGGUUUUAAGAUCAAUGUCAGCAGUGCCUUGGGCGUUAAGGAUCUUACAAUAGCUGGAAUGUUCAACUCAUGUAAACAUGAUGAACCAGUCUAUAGGGCUCUUCAACUAAAGGAUCUCGUUGACUUCGAUAAAUUAGUCAACAUGUCGGAUAUAAUUGCUAAAGUUGAGAAUAUGACGGUCCCUGAUAAUAAGGUUCCUAACAUCACACUGCUCUCCCCUGAUCUGAAGUCACAGCUGGAAACAUUCAAAAACGCUUCAUUAGGGGAUCUGAACUUCACAGAUUAUGAGUCACAGAUUAAUUCAAAGUUGUUUGGCAAUGAAACUGACCUAACAUCCAUUAUUAAACAAAUCAGGACUCUUAGUGACAAUCAGACACUCCCGGAACCAGACAGAAAAAAAUUCAAUGAAACGGCUGAUGUAUUACAAAGUCUGAUGACCAAUGAAGUAAAAAUGUUAGAAGCAGAAAAGGAUCAUCUUCAGAAAGCCAUGGACCAGAUUGAGGCCGACAACAAAGGCGAGAAAUCUGUCUCUAACUCUAUUCAGGAUUUAAUUGAAGGCAUUCAAAAAUCUCAGGACAAUUUCAAUUCCAAUAAGACGAGCAUUGUGUCGGAGAAUAUGAGAAAGGCCACAGCAUCCAUCAUCAAGCUGAUCAAUCAAACUGUUGAGGGAACCAAACGUUAUGUGACAGAUGAGGUUGGAAAGUGUCGCCCUCUGUAUGAUGCUGCACAAGGUGUGGUGGACGCAGCCUGUGUGACAACACUGGACCCAUUUAACUUGAUCUGGUUUGGUCUUGGCUGGUCCCUGUUCUUCUACAUCCCCACGUUCAUCUGUGCCGCCCUGUUGGCAAACCUGUACAAGAGACGUAGCCCAUAUGAGAAGGAGAGGAGCUUUGAUGAUAGGUACAGAUCUGGUCAAUCUGACAUACCCCCGGCUGGUCAGUAAUAUGUGUUCUUCUGUUCCUGCCC